AUGUAUCGAGGCUGGAACCUUGUGUUGACGAUUAUUGUCACUUUUCUCUCUGGAGAAUGUCUUGGAUUUUGGUCAUGGCCAUUUAAAUUUCAAGCCGCUGUUGCAGAACAAGAGCCUAUCAUAGAAUCAACGACAUUCGAGUAUGCUGAUAGUCAUGCAAAACGUAUUGCAAUCAUUGGUGCUGGAGCUGGUGGAUCUUCCUCGGCAUAUCAUUUACAAAAGUAUGCUGCUGAAUCAGACCUUGCAAUCAACGUUACUGUUUUCGAACGAUCCUCAUAUAUCGGGGGUCGUUCAACAACGGUGAAUGCAUAUGGUAAUUCAUUGGAGCCAGUAGAAUUAGGAGCUAGCAUCUUCGUUGAGGUAAACGCAAUUUUAAAAAAUGCAAGCCGAGAGUUCGACUUGAGUCCAAAAUCAUCCACUACCGAGGAAGACGAAGUUCUUGCUAUUUGGGAUGGAGCAAAAUUUGUUUAUACUCAGAAGGAUAGCGAUUGGAAGUAUUGGGAUAUUGCAAAGCUCUUGUGGAAAUACGGACUUGCCCCCAUCAAGACUCAAAGCUUGAUGAAAUCUAUAGUUGGAAAGUUCUUGCAACUUUAUGAGGCACCAUAUUUCCCAUUUAGAUCUCUCACGGAAAGAGUAGAGGAAUUAGGACUAAAAACCGUUGCAUCUGUAACGGGCGAACAGUUCCUAGCUGAUAACGGCAUUGGAGGCACUUUCCCGACAGAGUUAAUCCAAGCAUCGACUCGGGUUAACUAUGGCCAAAAUCUAAACGUCAUCCACGGCGUAGAGACCAUGGUUUGUAUGGCAAUCGAAGGUGCAAUGCAAAUUCAAGGCGGUAACUGGCAGAUCUUCGACAACAUGAUCAAAUCUACAAAUGCUACCGUUCGUCUAAACCAUACCGUUACCGAAAUCUCCCAUGUCCAAGACCAAGAUAAAUACCAUGUCAAGACAGUCACUACCGACGCUAUUGGUGUCUCCCAUACCAACGAAGAACCAUUUGACACCAUCAUCAUCGCGGCUCCUCUCCAAUACACCAACAUCAAAAUGUCCUCUGACCUCCUUCAACACACCCCCGACGAGAUUCCCUAUGUAACUCUGCACGUGACACUCUUCACCUCUCCCUACGGACUCAACCCCACCUACUUCAAUCUAGGCCCCAACUCUGAAGUACCUACCACAAUCCUCACAACUCUGCCCAAGGACACUUCCGCCCCCACGGACCCCAAAGAUUUCGCCGGUCCCGCCGGUUUCUUCUCCAUCUCCACUCUCCGCAAAGUCAUUAACCCCACCACCCUCGAAUACGAAUACCUCUAUAAAAUCUUCUCUCCUCAACCACUCUCCUCCGAAUUCCUCUCCUCUAUCCUCAACAGCGCCGUUCCUGUCCCAGAAGACCUUAACACCAUUUUCCCUUCAGCAAAUAACACAAUAACAUGGUACCAUCCCCACGUCUGGAACUCUUACCCCUACGAAUACCCUCGCGUAACAUUCGAAGAGAUUCAACUCGCACCAGGUAUCUACUACACUAGUGGUAUCGAAUCCUUCAUCAGUACCAUGGAAACCAGUGCAUUGAUGGGUAAGAAUGUCGCGAGAUUAGUAGUCGACGAUUUCUUGAAAAGUACGGAGUCAGAGCCGGAGCCAGUAGUUGAGAAAGUCGAAGCCGAAAAUGUAGUUGUUGAGGCAGAGAUUGGUGUUGGUGGUGAUAUACCUGUGGUUGAUGAAUUGUGA
This is a messenger RNA of Sclerotinia sclerotiorum 1980 UF-70, 1722 nucleotides long. RefSeq lists its product as hypothetical. The record is from RefSeq and is a predicted model, not a curated record. The transcript has 3 exons. The coding region runs from base 1 to 1722 and encodes 573 amino acids. Lineage: Eukaryota; Fungi; Ascomycota; Leotiomycetes; Helotiales; Sclerotiniaceae. Gene Ontology annotation, biological process: prenylated protein catabolic process; prenylcysteine catabolic process. Gene Ontology annotation, molecular function: prenylcysteine oxidase activity.